Molecule: messenger RNA, 5632 nt
Organism: Austrofundulus limnaeus
Lineage: Eukaryota; Metazoa; Chordata; Actinopteri; Cyprinodontiformes; Rivulidae
Product: isthmin-2
Exons: 6
Coding region: 621-2027 (468 amino acids)
Source: RefSeq, a predicted model, not a curated record
UCCCCACAGCUGUGAGCAAUCCCACCCCCCAGCUCCCCCCCAGCGUGCAGCCUCGUGCGUAAAAGAGAAAAAGAGGCGAGUUUAGUGAAACCGGUCGGCGGGGCGGCACUGGAGGAUGAACUUCAGCUUGAUAACGGAUUAACGCAGGAAAAACAAAUAAACCGAAUCAUGUCAGGAUGUCGGAACAUGCCCACCCGCGGCGAGUGAGUCACACUUUAAAGUAGUGGAAGAAGCACGCGCUGGUGCGGACGGAGAGAUUCUACGCGGGGGUAGCUGUUUAACUUUCUGGUACUUAUAGGGUCUCUUCCAGCUGUGUGGGGGGUUUUAUGGGGAGGAUUGAGCUCGUGCCGUCAAACGGAUAGACAGAUGCAGCGCGAGCCUCCUGUGCCAGAUAUGGAUGGCGCGCGGGAUAGCUCCGGACUCUGGUGCGCAUCUUCUUCAUAAAGUGACCGACAGAGCUGAAAACAACUGCUUUUUGACCAGAGCUUAAAGUUCAAACUGAACACAGGAGGAGGACACGAGCUUCUGAACCAGCAAACUGACCUAAAAACAGUCAGAGAAAAGGAGCUGCCUUUUUUAUUUUCUUUUUUUUUUUAAAGGUAAAGAUCAAAGCGGAGAAGAUGCGUUCAGAGGCGGUCAGGAGAUUUCAAACGCUUCUCGUGCUUUGGUCCGUCCUCAUCAGUCUGGGAGCCGGGUUUCCAACAAAAAGCAGGAACUUUGCUCACAAAAUUUAUGGCCAGCCAGUUCCCAGUGGUGGAGUCCCGCAUGAUGCUGAGGAGCAGCAGAACCAGGUCCAGAGCCUUCUGCCUGAGCCUCACAGCCAGCAGAGGAGGUGGUCUCACCCUAAACAACGCUCCGUUGGUGUCCUUCCACAGCCCGAGCCAGAGGAGGAGACCAAACCCUUCAUCUUUGACCUCAACAACUUUCCAGACCUGGCCAACGCUGACAUGAACUCACAGAAUCCCAACAUACAGGUAACCAUAGAGGUGGUGGAUGACCCAAAGAUGGAGGUAGAGAUGGACCUGGCCAAUGAAAAAGACUGGCUACCUCCAUCCUCCCCUUCUUCCACAGUAGACUGGCUCGGAGGGAAGAAGCUUUUCUGGCCCCUCUUUUGGAGUUACACCGACACUGACUCCAGCGAGGGCAGCAACAGUCGGUCGGGCAUGGAGGAAACAAGCGAAGAGGAGGCAGAGGAAGAUUACUCUUUGGAUUAUGGCAGUGAAGAGCCCUUGCCUAGCGGUGUGGGCGGAGACUGGGAUCCCCACUGGAACGAAGGUUGGGAUCCCAUGCAGAGCUAUUAUGAUAAAGACACAGAUGAAUGGACUCCUUGGUCUCCGUGCUCUGUGACGUGUGGACACGGCGAAAGGAAGAGAACCAAGUCCUGUGGUUAUUCCUGCACCCUCACCGAAUCUUCUAAGUGUGAUCUGGAACCGUGCCCUGGUGAUGUCAACACUGUAGCAGAGCCUUUUCCCUUUGAAAUGGAGAAUGGCACGGAGCCAUUUGGAACAGAUGUGGACAGCUGUGAGAAGUGGCUCAACUGCAAGAGCGAGUUCCUCCAGCGUUAUCUGCAUCAGGUUUUGUCCGAACUGCCCAGCUGCCCCUGCUCCUACCCGUCAGAAGCGGCGUACACGGUGGUCAGCCUCUACGACGAGACUCACAGCCGCCCGUUUCGCUGGCGAGACGCCAGCGGUCCCAAGGAGCGGCUGGACAUCUACAAGCCGUCGGCGCGCAGCUGCAUUCGCUCGGCGCUUUCUAGCGACUCGUCCACACUGGCGGCGCAGCAUUGUUGCUACGAUGAUUUCGGCCAGCUGAUCACGCGGGGGAAAGGUGCGGGCACGCCUAACCUGAUCAGCACCGAGUUCUCGCAGGAGCUGCACUUCAAGGUGGAUGUGCUGCCUUGGAUCCUGUGCAAGGGGGACUGGAGUCGCUUCCACAUGGUGCGGCCGCCCAGUAAUGGACUGGGCUGCCCAGAAAACCCCCAUGAAGAUGUGUUUAUGAAUGAACUCGAAGAGGCCAGGGAGUACUGAGGCGCCACAGCCAAAACCUCUUCACCUUCAGUCAGAGAGGCUCCGGGGGUCUUCUGAUUUGAACAGAGACAAUAAACUUUCUUAGCUCUUACUCUAAACCUCCACAUCAGCUAUCAAGCAUGCAUAAAAAAAAAACCUCAGAGGAAAUUUAUAUUUGAGAUGGUGUGUUUAAUGGCGAUGGUACAGUCUGAUUAUUUCAGUUUUAGGAAUGGGCACAUWGUCCUGAUGUCAGGCUCGACUAACUGAUGUACACGAACGGAUGAAAAAAAAUGUAAUGCUGUCUCAUCGCUUGCCAAUUCCUCACACAUCUGGUAUUACGUCAGGCUCUUAGGCUUGUUACACAUUCUUGGGUGCAUGUAUGCAUGAUGUCCAAUACUAGCUUACUUUAUGAUGUCCCGAAGUGUUUGUAGUCRAUAAUAACAACAUGUGGUUUACAUCCCAAUGAGGUCUCCUAUCAGUUGUAAAGUAGGAAGUAUUUUGUGAGUUUGGGUUGAACAGAAUCCAGGGGAUCAACAUCCAAACAAAGCUGCUACAUUAUAAGUACGGUAAUUUCUCUUUGCUGGACAUUCAGCCAGCCCUCUCCAUCAUUAAACUGAGGCAGGGGGACUUGUAAUGUUCUGUUGUGCCUUACCAGACAUGCUUUAAAAAAAUAGUUAAAAAAUACUAAUUAGGGGGUAAUGAUACGUAGAAACAGUGUUAGAUUUCAAAAGUUUCGCCACACAAUUUGAUUUCAUGUGUUUCUGCGCAUUUUCUUUCAAAGCCAGGAAAACGUAUGAUCUGGGUGCCAAAGAGAUAAACAUCCGAGUGUUGGUGCCAGUUUUAAUCCAGCCUCCACGUCUCUACAGAGCAGAUGUAGGCAAAGACUCAGUUUCACAGUGAUUUUUUUUUUUUAAUCGUAGAUGGCGUUCUCAGGGGGAGUAACAGACUGUGACAAACAAAUUUGUUCAUUUACCUUGUCAGCAGAGCACAUCUGAGUCUGUACAAAGUGAGGAAAGAUGAGUGGAAGUGUAUAAACUAAACUACUAACAUCCUAACUGGGCAUUUGUCAAAGUCGGUGAGAAAAUCUAAACAACACGACACAAAACAAAACAGGGGGAAAAACAAAGGCAAAAACAUUUCCAACCCAUAUACUGCUGGGAUAUCUGAGAAACUCAGAAGGGUUUUCUUCAAACACGACAUCCAGAUCUAUUUCAAACCUAAUGAGACUCUCAGACAGAAGCUGGUCCAUUUUAAGAAACAAACUGAGAGGAGUGGUAUCAGCAGUUCAGGAACAUUCAGACCUCUACAUUGGAGAAACUCAACAGCCUCUCCACAGACUAGGCUCAGCAUAGGAGAUCACCUCUUCAGGACAAAACUCAGAUGUGCACAUACACCUUGAAGAUAAGAGACACUCGUUUUGAAGACCAAGAUGCUCAUAUAUUAGACGCAUGUGACAGGUGGUUUUAGAGGGAAGCCAUUUUCGUCAAAUGAGAAAAAAACUUUAAAGGUCUCAUAUUUCUGAGCUCUAAAACUUUCCAUUUUCACUCUAAUACACACCUUCAGACAUGUGACCAAAAUAUCUCUUUUGUGAGCCACGUAAACAAGAUAAAAGUCCAGUUGUUUUGGUUUUCACCCUUCUUUUGGAGUUGUAAGAUAAAUUGGAAGUGAUGAACGCUGUUGGAACCCUCCUACCUGAGCAGUUGUUGAUACAGUGUGUGAGAUAGAAACAUGUUGCUUUCAAGCUGUUUAUGCACAGAAAUUGAUUGGAUAGAAAAGACAUAUUUCUCCUUGAAUAUAAAGUCUAUUUAUUAACAUUUAUUUGGUACCUUAGCUGGGCACGUAUUGGCACUGGCAGCAGAAACGUGCUUGUUCUACAGAAUAUUUCAAGCUUUAGCCAUUAGGUAAAGUGAAUAACAGAAAUGUUAAUACAUCUAAAAAUUUUCACCUAAAACUCUUUACUUAAAAAGUUUUUUUUGGCUAUUUUAAAAUGGGGUUCUAUAGAAAAGUUAAUAUGUACAGUAACUCUUUGAACUUACUCAGUUCCCUCCCUGCCAGCACAGCCACAGAGACGCCUGUGUCUCCACGCUGUCUCAUAUGUGCACAAACAUAGUGCUAUCUCCAAUGAGUUUAUUAACUUUAUACAAUUUAUUUGACUAUAUUUUUAAAUUUUGUUGGAACAUUACAUACAUGUCAACCCCUUCGAACUUUUAGCUGCAUCUUGACUCUCAAAAAUUCAUAGUUUUUACAAAAAAAUGGGGGUGGGCGGGGCAAAGGUGGCGGACUUAUUUCUAGCAGCAAAGUUGUAAGCUGGGACAUGGUUGUUUAAUUUUAUUUAUUGUUUAUUUUUACGCCCUACAAGCUCUGAGACAUAAUAAAUUUGAAGCUGAGUUUUUGAAAAAUUCCAUGAGAUUGCCCUAUUCUUCUGUAUACCUGCAAAAUGGGCGGGAAUUUUGUGUAAUUAACGGACAAUCCAUACAGCUUGACAUGUUUGACAUUUGUAAAGAUGACUGUGUUUUCUCCUCAGAAGAGAAGUUGAAGUAAUAUCAGAGCAGAGUAAUUCACCCACUUUUCUGCCUAAACAUGCCCACCAUGUUCUGAUUAAUCACGCAGGAUAAUUUAAUUAUUUAUAAAUCAACCUUUGUGCUGAUUACUGCAGUUCUACAACUUUACACAAUUCUAUCAUAUUAGCUUGAACAGUUCCUGCAAAACCUAUAUUUUUAACAUUUUAACCACAUUACAUUUUACAUUAUUUGGUAUAUAUUUUAAUCCCCGAAUGGAUUAGAUCCCUGGCUGCAAUAGUGCUAUAGCUAGAUGCAGCUGCCACAAUUUCACUUGCAAAUAACUAGAGAAUUCUGUUUAAAUUACUGUGUAAAUUGAAAGUGAAGGUAAUUGAAAGAUUUAUAAAAUAUGGCAUUGCUGCUAUGAAAUGUAUGAGAUUGGAGCUAUUAAAAAAAACUAGAUAUCCACUUUGGUUUUGGUUGUUUGGACAUUAGCUUAGCUGUUAGCUUAGUUGUUAGCUGAUCAGUCAGAUCAGAACCAGACUUUAUUCUUCAAACUUAGGCCGUUUAAAGAGCCUCAUACAUCAGGUGGUUUAGAAAAAUAUCACUUUAAAUGUUGACUCCAGAACAUGUCUUUUGUAUCCAGUCCUUUUCUUUGAAUAUCUGCAUCUCAGUUUUGCCUCACGAAGCACACAUGCAGCUGGGCUUUGAAAUAUCCAGUUUUUCAAAAUAAGGCACUUUAUUUUUGCCAUUCCUUGAUGACAGUAUUAUUGUGAAGGUCAGCUCACAGGAAAUGCUCCGUUCUUACACAAAGGUGCAUAAAUAUCCUUGCAAGUGUCAAGAAAAGCAUGUUUGUUUUGUGACUUCUGAAUAGUAUUACAUAUAUGGUGUUGUACAGUAUUUAUUUGUCUGGUCUUUCUUUUUUUAAAGUUUGCUGAAGCUUUGAAAUGACUGUCCUCAAUGUGGUGCACUAAUUAAAUGUAAAAUGAAGGCACCUUUCAACAAAGGGAAAUAACUUGCCUUAUGUUGCUUCGUGUAGCAACAACAGGUGUCUGUAUUUCAUUUUGUGUUGGUUUGUUAUAUACUGAAAAGUAUAUAUAUAUAUAUAAAGAGUUUGCAUUCAUCAGC